AGCUAGGAGCAACACAGCAAACGAUAACUGCUAGCAUCGGCAAUUAAUAUUUUUUUUAAGUUUAUUUUUAUUGUGUUGAGUAAAUUGUGUUUGUUUUCGCAUUACGUUUCGGUUCGAAUUGUUGUAUUCUUGUGUUAAGCAAUUGAUGAAGAAUGUGCUGACUGAGAGAAAGAGCCCGUGUGAUAAUGGGUUGUGGUGUGUGAAAGUCGAUUGAAAGCGCAUAACACGAAAUCUACAUAAAUCGCAUCGUUGUCGCCAUGUCUGUGUGUCUGUGUGCGUCUCAGUCUGUGUUAGUGUUAGUGUGUGUGUGAGCUGCCAGAAGACUUUUGUCGCCGUUGUCGGGCCAAAAGGGCGGGUAAAAGCAAAGUCAACAAACUGCCAGCAAAGAACGCAAGCAAGGAAGGAGACGAAGGAGGUAGAGGAGAGGUGGGAAACUCGCUGUUGGUGUCGCUGCCGCUGCAAUUGACAACGCCAUAACGGAACACGCAAAAAUGUUCAGCAAGAAGAAGAAGAAACCGCUGAUCUCGAUGCCGAGCAACUUUGAGCAUCGCGUGCACACGGGAUUCGAUAAGAGGGAGAACAAAUACGUUGGCCUCCCGCUCCAAUGGGCUUCGAUUGUGGGCAACAAUCAGAUACUCAAGUCCAGCAAUCGCCCCCUGCCGCUCGUCGAUCCCUCAGAGAUUACGCCCACCGAGAUCCUUGAUCUGAAGACGAUUGUGCGUCCGCAUCACAACAACAACAAGGCGGACACCACAUCACUGAACAGCAGCAGCAGCACCAUGAUGAUGAUGGGAGGUGGCGGCAACAUGGGUACCGGCCCACCAGGAGCAGCUGCAUCCAUGUCCAUGGCACCGGGUGGCAUGUCAUCAGCGCCGGGCAUUGUGCUGCCCAAGACAUCGCAUGUGGCACGCUCCAAUUCGCUGCGCAGCUCGAGUCCGCCGCGCGUGCGUCGUGUGGCAAAUGUGCCGCCCGCAGUGCCCGAGGAGGAGGCGGGGCCAGGGCCGGGUCCAUCUGGUGGGCCCUUCAAGCCGCCGCCGUCACAGGCAGGAUCAGGAGCCGGGGUGGCACACAAUAUGCUCUAUCCGAAUCCCAGUCAACAUGCGCAUCCGCCACAUCUGCAUCCGCAUGCGCAUCCGCAUCCCCAUGCCAACGGUGGCGCCAUCGGUCCCCUGGCCGUGCGCACUGAUCCCUAUCGUGGCAAUCUGGGCAAUCCGGCUGGCAAUGCUGGCAACCCGGGCAUGCAGCAGACGUCGCCUGUCAGCUCCGUGGCGAGUGCCACACGCUCCACGCACUCGCAUUCCAACCAACAGCAACAACAACUUAACAACAAUGGCCAGAAUCCAUAUCCACUUUACCCCGCCACACAGCAACAACAACAACAGCAGCAGCAGCAACCAAAGCUUGUGGGCCAAGAUCAGAAUCAGAAUCCACAUGGUGGUGUCGGUGUCAACAAGACUGCGUCCCGUGCCUCCAGCUCCAGUGGCAAUGCGGCUGCCUUGGCUGCCGCCGCACAGGCGGCACAGCAAACACAACCCAAGCAGGAGCAGCGUUUGACACACGAGCAAUUCCGUGCCGCCUUGCAGAUGGUUGUUUCUGCUGGUGAUCCGCGCGAGAAUCUCGAGCACUUCAACAAGAUUGGCGAAGGCUCGACGGGCACCGUUUGCAUAGCCACCGACAAGUCUACAGGUCGCCAAGUGGCUGUCAAGAAGAUGGAUCUGCGCAAGCAGCAGCGACGCGAGCUGCUCUUCAACGAGGUGGUCAUCAUGCGUGACUAUCAUCAUCCCAACAUUGUGGAGACAUACUCCAGUUUUCUGGUCAACGACGAGCUCUGGGUGGUCAUGGAGUAUCUCGAGGGCGGCGCUCUCACCGACAUUGUGACGCACUCGCGCAUGGAUGAGGAGCAAAUCGCCACCGUUUGCAAGCAGUGCCUCAAGGCGUUGGCCUACUUGCAUUCACAGGGCGUCAUCCAUCGGGACAUCAAGUCGGACUCCAUUCUGCUGGCCGCCGAUGGCCGCGUGAAGCUGUCGGACUUUGGCUUCUGUGCUCAGGUGUCGCAGGAGCUGCCGAAGCGCAAAUCGCUUGUGGGCACACCGUACUGGAUGUCACCGGAGGUGAUCUCCCGCCUGCCCUAUGGUCCCGAGGUAGACAUCUGGUCGCUGGGCAUCAUGGUGAUCGAGAUGGUCGACGGGGAGCCGCCGUUCUUCAAUGAGCCGCCGUUGCAGGCGAUGCGUCGUAUACGCGAUAUGCAGCCACCCAACCUGAAGAAUGCUCACAAGGUGUCGCCGCGUCUCCAAUCAUUCCUCGAUCGCAUGCUCGUCCGUGAUCCAGCGCAGCGUGCCACAGCCGCCGAGCUGCUGGCGCAUCCGUUCUUGCGGCAAGCGGGGCCGCCAUCGUUGCUGGUGCCGCUGAUGCGUAACUCGCGACACCACACCUAGAGAGGAGGCAGAGGAAGAGGAACCAAGAACGAACUAUCCGUUUUUUAUCAUCUUUUUUUUUUUUGUUUGUUUAGUUUGCAUUCAAGUUAAUAAUGUAGUAUUAUUAGUUAUUGAUUGGCCUUGCUUUGUGCACCCCAAAAUUAGUUUGUGCGGCAACUGCUACUUAAAGUCAUCCAUCUCCCUCAACUCGUCUCGACCACAUUCCACCACAUCCGGCUGCUGCUCCAGCUUCCGCUUCCACUUCAUCUUCAACUUUUAGAAAACUCUCAAACUGAAUUGUUAAUUGUUAAUUGUAAACAGCGAAGGAAUUGCCUGCGCAAACUGUGCCUUUUAACACAAUAUGUAACUCAUGGAGGACACGCCUUCCGCCUCCCGCCCCUGCCAGCUGAGCAGCCAUUGCAACCAUUCGACAACUCGACUAGAUCCUGUAAACGGAAUACAUUUAAAUCUAAAUAUGUUAUAUAUAAGAUAAGCAACUGUUCUCUGCUCUCCCUUUGCUCCUUAUAUGUUAUAUAUAACCUUUAACUGAACUAUCUGCUACAGCUCUCUUUCCUUUACCUUUCCCACUCGGUUUUUUUUAUCCAUAUUGAGCUCUGUAAACGGAAUACAUUUAUGCAUAAAUAUGUUUUAUAUUCAUGUACUAUAUAUAUCCGAUAACUGAACAAUAUGAUACUUAUCUCUGCUUUCCAUCUCCGACUCCAUGUUGAGCGCCUCUUAAGUUUGUUCGAAUAAGCGAAAUGAAUGUACGAAUAUAAAUAUAAACACAUGAUGUAAUCUAUAAGAAGACGAAUUAAGAACAACGAAUAUGCAUUCCCCCCCUCCCCCUCCCGCUUCAUAUCCGAUAUGUAUUAGCCAAGUCUGUACUUAUUUGUCGAACCAUUUCCCCUUAUGUAUAGCAACUAUUUAUAUUUUAUAUAUAAGACAACAACAAUAACAACAGCCGUAACAUUAACAGUUACACUAACGAUAACGAUAACGCUAGCGAUAACGAUAACGUGCGCUCGAUACGCAUUACAUUCCCAAUAAACGCCCCGUAACCCCCUCGAUAAGUACAUUAUAUAUAUAUAUAAAUUGUAUUUUUUUUAGACAUUCUAGUUUACAGUGUUCUGUAAUUAUAAAUAAAACCAACAAACAACAAAAUAAACAAACUUAUAAUAAU
Messenger RNA from Drosophila albomicans, 3594 nucleotides. It is a transcript of the gene mbt, whose product is annotated as serine/threonine-protein kinase PAK mbt. Gene Ontology annotation, biological process: regulation of MAPK cascade; protein phosphorylation; intracellular signal transduction. The transcript has 3 exons. Gene Ontology annotation, cellular component: cytoplasm. Bases 492 to 2435 code for a protein of 647 amino acids. Gene Ontology annotation, molecular function: protein serine/threonine kinase activity; ATP binding. The record is from RefSeq and is a predicted model, not a curated record. Lineage: Eukaryota; Metazoa; Arthropoda; Insecta; Diptera; Drosophilidae.